AUGGACAGCGCUAGACAAGGCAGCCGUGAAGCCAGGCCUACCGAUUCGGUUGAUCUGAAUCGGAGGGAUGGGCAUGCUAGCCCUGCAGUUUGCGGCCGGUCAAGGCCACCCAACCAUCGCCAUCAACAACCGCGAGGAAGCUCUCGACCUCGCGCGCCCCUGUCUUCGCAUCCGGAGCCCAAAAGUGUGAUUAACUUCACCUCGCCUGACGCUCAGAAGCAGGUUAUUGAAUCAGCCGGUGGUGGCGGCCUCGCCGGUGUCUUGUUCUCGGCUUCUGAUAUUGUGUUAAAGGAACUGAUAAUUCGGGGUAAUCUUGUGGCGAAUCAGCGCUUGGCAUUGGACAUGAUGCGAUUCGUGGCAGAGAAGGGGGUCAAAUCGCACAUCACCACUCUCAAGCUGGAGGAGGGCAAGGAUCUACCGCAGAGGUAUAUGUUUCCGCAUUUGAAGGGCAGAUUGGUGGUUGUUAUGUGA
Aspergillus homomorphus CBS 101889 is the source of this 471-nucleotide messenger RNA. RefSeq lists its product as uncharacterized. The transcript is spliced from 2 exons. The record is from RefSeq and is a predicted model, not a curated record. Lineage: Eukaryota; Fungi; Ascomycota; Eurotiomycetes; Eurotiales; Aspergillaceae. The coding region runs from base 1 to 471 and encodes 156 amino acids.